AUGAAGCUGAGAAUAGUGACCGACGCACAUUGUCAUCCUACCGAUCUUAACCUGGAUGAAGAAGAUUACUAUCAUGUACCUUUGGGAGGGAUAGCCUCUAUGGCUACUAUACCGGAAGACCAAGAGAAAGUAAUGACUUUGGCUAGAAGCUAUCACCCAUGGUUUGUUCACCGCUAUACCCUUCACGAUACUCCUCCUGAUAAAUCCACACACUAUCGAUCCCUCUUCCUCUCCCACAAACCCACCACAACCCAAGUACAGCUCCUCGAUACUCUUCUACCAUAUCUCCCCGAUCCUUCACCUUUUCAACCUCUUCUGAAUGGAAUCAGAGCAAAAUUGGAGAGGUGUAAGAAAGAAGGAAAAUUGGUCAUGCUUGGUGAAGUGGGUUUAGAUGGUCAAGCAAGGUUGAGAUGGCCUCCAGAAGCUCGACAUUUGUACGUCGAGAAAUCUUCCGUGGAGGAAUCUUCGAAUCCUCUCAACGGUCAGACAAAAUUCGAUGGAAAUGAACAAGCCCGGAGAGGAAAGGAUGACGAUAAGGAAGAAGAAGAAUGGAAGAGGUUGACGCCGUUCAAAACCGUCUUAUCGCAUCAAAGAGCGAUACUGAUGGCUCAAAUGGAACUGGCGGUAGAAUUAGGAAUCAACGUUUCUUUACAUUCUGUCGCUGCUCCAGGUCCAACAGCAGAAGCUUUGUUAGCUUUGAAGAAGAAACACGGAAAGCAUUUCACGCAUCGUAUCAAUGUUGACCUUCAUUCAGCUGGAGGAUGGUCCCCUUCUUUUUGGACCCAAACGGCUAAACACCUUCCAAACCUCUACGCAUCCCCUUCUAUCCUCAUCACAGGUCGUUCGACCUCUGCACCCGACCUGAUCCGCUCCAUCUCCCCCGAUAAGUUGUUAGUAGAAUCCGAUUCGCACGACGUUCGUCUUAGCGGUCGGUUAGUCUGGGCCGCAUGUGUCUGGAUAGCUAGUUGUCGGUCUUGGAGAUUGGAAGGAUCUACUUCACCCACGACGGGUGUAAGAGGGCGGGAUGAGACUACGGGCUCCUAUGUCUUUUCUCAGAGUGAGCUACAGUCAGCGGUGAAAAAAGGAGCAGACGAUUGGACGGUAGAUCCGACUACACCUUAUGAAACCGAUGGUGAUGAGGUAUGGACGGUAAGACAGCUUGAAAGUAAUUGGAGAAGGUUCAUGAGGCUUGAUGAAUGA
This is a messenger RNA of Tremella mesenterica DSM 1558, 1200 nucleotides long. RefSeq lists its product as uncharacterized. Gene Ontology annotation, molecular function: hydrolase activity, acting on ester bonds. Lineage: Eukaryota; Fungi; Basidiomycota; Tremellomycetes; Tremellales; Tremellaceae. The transcript has 4 exons. Bases 1 to 1200 code for a protein of 399 amino acids. The record is from RefSeq and is a predicted model, not a curated record.